This is a messenger RNA of Lepus europaeus (European hare), 1282 nucleotides long. RefSeq names its product NK2 homeobox 6 (gene NKX2-6). Gene Ontology annotation, biological process: regulation of transcription by RNA polymerase II; cell differentiation. The transcript is spliced from 2 exons. NCBI's taxonomy places the organism in Eukaryota, Metazoa, Chordata, Mammalia, Lagomorpha, Leporidae. Gene Ontology annotation, cellular component: nucleus. Gene Ontology annotation, molecular function: RNA polymerase II cis-regulatory region sequence-specific DNA binding; DNA-binding transcription factor activity, RNA polymerase II-specific. The record is from RefSeq and is a predicted model, not a curated record. Bases 404 to 1282 code for a protein of 292 amino acids.
AAGCUCCCGUGUGCACCGUGUUGUGGCAGAUGCGAGCCGCGCGGGGCAACGUGGCUCCACGUUUUCUUGGUUUUGGAGAAGCGUCAAUAAGAAUGAAACCUCCCCGGAAGGUGGCUAGGGGCUGGGAGGAUUAGCAGGGCUCGGGAAGAAAGUGCCUAGGGAGGAAGGUGCAGGGUUAGCACGUGGUUUCUGCGGGAACCAAUGGGGGACGGCAGCCUCGGCGCCCCGCGCUGGUUCUUCUGCCAACAGAGAUGGCUCAGAGGAGGACUCCGUCCGGGACACCGCGAGUCUGUCCCAGCGCGAGGGUCCAUCUCCGGGACCUCUAGCGACAAGACGGGAAGCUGAGGGCGCUGCGCUCCGCCGGGUCCCGAAAGCCCUCAGCCCCGCCCCCUCCGCCUGCGGGAUGCUGCUGAGUCCGGUCACCUCCACCCCAUUCUCCGUCAAGGACAUCCUGCGGCCGCAGCGCGAGCAGGGCGGCCUCCCGGCCUCGCCACGGCGCCGGGCGCAGCGUACCCCUGAAAACUCCCAAGGGCCGCGAACAGAUGCGGAGCCGCGAAAACCGGGGAUUCACAGCGCCGCCGGAGAUAGUGGCGGCAGUGGCGGCGACGCGAGGUCUCCCGGGGCUCCGUGUGAGGCGUCGGUGAAGAUGGACAGAGAACCACUGGGGGAGCCACAGCCUGAUCUGAGUGUGGCCUCGCCCCUCCGCGGUGCGACUACGGUGCUGGAGCGAAGCGGCUGCGACAGUGUGCGCGGUGGCGGCACCGAGCUGCCCAAGGCGCGGCAGCGGCGGAAGCCGAGGGUGCUCUUUUCGCAGGCCCAGGUGCUGGCCCUGGAGCGGCGUUUCAAGCAGCAGCGGUACCUAUCGGCGCCCGAGCGCGAGCACCUGGCCAGCGCGCUGCAGCUCACGUCCACGCAGGUCAAAAUUUGGUUUCAGAACCGGCGCUACAAGUGCAAGAGGCAGCGCCAGGACAAGUCGCUGGAACUGGCCGGCCACCCGCUAGCUCCGCGCCGGGUAGCAGUGCCCGUACUGGUGCGCGACGGCAAGCCUUGCUUGAGUCCCGGCGCGCCUGCCUUCUCCGACCCCUAUGGCGCCGCAGCAGCCCCCUACACCUGCUAUGGUGGCUACGUAAGCGCCCCAUACGGCGCGGGUUACAGCGGUUGCUACGGCAGCGCGACCCCAGGUCCCACGCCACUGGCCGGCCCGGGCUUCGGUCCCGGAGGCCGCAGCGUCACCCCGCAGGACCAUCUGCCCGCCACGCUGCAGGGCGUCAGGGCGUGGUGA